This is a messenger RNA of Diatraea saccharalis (sugarcane borer), 2943 nucleotides long. The record is from the annotation of a GenBank genome assembly. NCBI's taxonomy places the organism in Eukaryota, Metazoa, Arthropoda, Insecta, Lepidoptera, Crambidae.
AUUGAGCAACUUUCGCAAUGGUCAAAUGGUAUCGAAAGGUUUUAACGUUUAAUUAAAACCUUUAAUGUUUAAGCGUCCGACUUCGAUAGAAGUUCCUUUAAUUAUUUUUACAUGAGCGAAAAUAAUUCUAAGAGUUUUUGAAGUCGCUUUUAAUGAUAAUAUAAAUAUUAUUAUAUACUUCUUUUAGUUCUGUUAAAGUGGAAAAGCCGUAGUAGGUCAUAUCGUUAAAAUUAAUGAAACUGAUUUUGAUGAAACUUAUGCUGUUCCCUUAGUUGAAAGAGAAUUAAUCAAACGAAAAACGACCAUUGCUAUUAAAUCGCUAAUUUGCGAGAAAUAAAUACACGAAGAAACAUACAGUCACAUACUUGCGAAAUGUGGCAUAAGUAUUUAGAAGCUCACAUAGACUGAUAUAUUAUAAGUGCAUAUUUCGUGCAACUUCAUGACUGUUACAUACAUACGGGUCAAACGGAAUCCUUUUUUUUUAAGUGAAUUAAAAAAACUCCUUUCCACAUUAUAUAUAUGACACAUAUUCUAAAUGAUAUUGGAGUACCUGAUUAUAUUUUAUACAAUGAUCCGGUGAGAAAUGUCACUUGAAAUAUUAGAAUACAUAUUUACAGCCCAUCUUUAGCAACAAGUCUCUCGAAAUAGUAAACAAUACAAAAAAAUGCAAUUAAAUCAAUUCAGAUAACUCACAACAAAAAUAUAACAAUAAAAUUGCAACUAAUAAACAACUACUUGGAAACAUUAUUAUUAAAACCUUUCACUGUGACAAGUCAAGAUUUAAAACAAGAGCAAUAGUUUCUUGCGUUUGCCAUUUAUUUGCAUAAACAACCUGUUAACGUUGACAUGAAAACGAAAGAACAGUGAAAAUAGGGACAAUAACCAACAACACCAUAAUUGGCCUUAGUGACACUGCGGAUCAAUGUCAACUCUCCAGUCAGUGGGCCAAUGUACUACCGACCGUGAAUAAUAAAAUCAUUACACGCACAACAGUACCCUGGCCAGAAAUCGACACUCGCUCAUACUGUACACAUCCUGUGAAGCAGACGGAAUAAACAUAGCACUUAACAAUAUUAAAGUAGCUAAUAGUAAUAUCUUUUGAGGUAGCUAAAACCCUGUCAAAGAAUUUAAAGCAGAUAAUUCUACAAUACAAAAUUAAGUGCCUGUGAAAAAGAAAAAAAAUAUUACUUUAGUGAAAAGACAAAGAAAAAUAAAUCGUGUUAAGAUCCAAUAAUGAAGUAUAUUUAUACGAUAGUGUUGUGUUUACAAGGGCUGUUAGUAGAUGCUGCGCCAUUGCAGCUUCAGUGGCAAAGUCAAAUGUCCAUGCAACCGAUACCAGAGGAGAUCAUUCAAGAACAAUUGCUAGCAUUACAGCAAAUGCAGUGGAUGAACCAGUGGAAUAACAACGUAUAUCCCUCUCAAAUGCAGAAAUCUGACGUGCCGUAUAUUAUUAUCAUGCCAAUCGAACAAUCGAAUCUUAUAUCUCAAGAGAACAGCUUAUUAAAAAAUGCAGUUGAAAAUAAAGCCAAAGAUGUCGAAGUAAAGGAAGGUGUUACAGAAAAUAAAGAUUUGGAUGCCGUUAUUGUAGAUGCAGCCGAAUCUAAACCACAGUCUAUGCCAAAAAAAGCUAUACUGCUAAUUCCGAACAGAGGAAGACUUUCUAUAGGAGGAUUGAUCUCAGCAAUCCCAUUUUUACCUAUAGAAAUCAAUGUUCCUGAUGCAAUUUCUUGGAUAUUUAAUGGAAUCUCUAAUAUCGUAUCUGGUAUUGGACAAGCGUUCCCAUUCAAUCGACCUACUCAAACGCAAGUGUCUCCAGAGAACAUGAGACUUCUGUUAAAAAGUUUACAGAUACAAAAUCAAAAUAAACUUACACCAAUUCUAAUGUUACCGGAGGUCGCUCAAACAUUUCCCAUGUUAGUAUAGUUAUUAAAGAUUUUAUUUUAUGUUUAUGAGAUAAACUUUUUAUUUCUCUCCUUCCAAACUUUUUCAAAAGUUGCUUUAGAAAAAGAAAACCACUACUACGAUAAAAUUAUUUAUUUAAGUAAAUAGUACAAUAUUAGUUUAACACAAUAAUUUUGUACUAAUUUAACUUAUAUGAUCGAAAUUAACUUACAACAGAUCUUGAAUAGAAACCUGUCAAUUUUUGACCGGGUUCAAGAGUUUAACCAUAGACUGAUCAAUGUAACAACUAUCAGUUACACUUUCAAACGCCGAUCAUGUUAUAUUAUAUCACAAAACAAUAUCUUAAUGUAAAGGUAAUUUCUGAAAUAUUUCAUUGCCGUGGCAUAUGGCAAUUGUUUUUAUUCAUUGAAUUUCUAGUACUCAAACAGUAAUAUCGAUAAUUGUUGUAUAAUUAUUCAUAUCAGAUACCAAUUUAUAUUUUAAUGAGCCAUUAAAAAACAGCGCCUACAUACAAAUGAACUUAGCUUACACUGUCGACUAGCCAUAGGCAAUCACAUACAACUAAUAUCCUGUACCAUAUUCGAUUUCUUAACACUAAAUAAUAAUUUAGUGAAGAGAAAUCUAAUAAGGAUUUCUUGGAAUUUAGACAUAAUACACAUUCGUUCGAAUCAAUAUCAGAAGACACUGUGAAAUUUCUAAAAUGAAUACCAAAUAUAAUAAAAUUAAUGGCACUACAAAGGAAUCAUAUUAAGCCUAAGUUCUGUAGCAAUGUUUUGUCGUAUAUUCAACCGCGUGAGUUAACGGAGACAGUAUCGCUAUCGACAGGAAAACCGGGGUGGACAUUGCCAGACUGCUGUUCACUCUUGGGCACGAUAAUAGAGACGGGAUAGUUGAAACUGUAGAAGAAACCGCGUGGAGGACCCUGAAGAAGAACAAACAUACAUCAUUAGUUCCUAUUGCUAUGAGAUAUAAAUCGGUUCAAAUGUAACACAUACUUACUAACAAUGCAUUGAGAUGAAAAAAAAAAUAUUUUAGUGAUAA